AAGACACGUGGGCAUCAGCUGCGCCGCACCCGCACCGUCAGAGACCAUGUGGCGGCGCGCUGGAGCCGGGCCGCUCCGCCACCACCUCGCUGCAGCCGCCGCCGCCGCCGCCGGCCGCCGAGUUAAUCGACGCCCGCUGCCUCCUAUAACCACCGCCGCAUCCUCCCCCGCCUCUUGCUCUACCCUGUCCCAGCACAAUCUUGGAAUCUUGUGGGGUUCCUCUUCUGUCGGGGCUCCCUUCCGGAGCCUGUCGAACCAGUCAAGCGGCGGCGGCGGCGCGUGCUGGAGCUGCGGUGCGACAGGCGCGUUCCUCUCCUGCGGGUCCUGCGGGAGCGUGCAGCCCGUCGACCCCGCCGUCGACUACUUCCAAAUAUUUGGCCUAAAAAGAGAAUAUAAUAUAAAGGAUAAUAACUUGGAAGGGAAGUACAAGGACUGGCAGAAGAAGUUACAUCCUGACCUAGUUCACUCGAAAUCUGAGAAAGAGAGGGGCUAUGCUGCGGAGCAGUCAGCACUUGUGAUUGAUGCAUACCGCACACUCAGCAAACCUUUACCAAGGGCACUGUACUUGUUGAAACUCGAAGGGAUACAUGUCGAUGAAGAAAAGACUAUCAAUGAUCCAGAACUUCUUAUGGAGAUGAUGGAGAUACGGGAAGCUGUCAGCGAUGCCAGUGAUUCUCAAACUCUGGAGAAGAUCCAAUCUCAGAUUAAGGAAAAGCUUGAAACCUGGUCCGGUUCCUUCCAGGAGGCAUUUGACAAGAAGGAUUUUGACCGUGCAGUGGAAGCUACACAGAGAAUGAGGUACUAUGAACGUGCAGUAGAAGAAACCGUGAAGAAGCUCUGAUUUUCAGUUACAGCUGUCAAAGGUGGUGAGGCUUGGGAAUUUUUUCGUACGUUCCUUGCCGCUCCCCCUGUGCUCACGCUGCUACAUUGCAACAGUGUUUGUUAGUGAGGACUACAGAAGAGCAUACGUUGUAAUGCUAAAUUCCAAAUGUAUCCAUGGCUGGUAGCCUGGUACAGAGUAGGGGUUUUUUUUUUUUUUGACUCGGUACUUCCCACAAUUCCAAAUUCAUCCAGGGCUGUCCAUAUAAACUAAAAGAGUAAAAUAGUAAACAGUGAUUCAGAAUAAGGCUUUGAUGCCAUAAUUUUAUAGAGUACAACAAAACUUGGUUUUUC
This is a messenger RNA of Sorghum bicolor (sorghum), 1173 nucleotides long. RefSeq names its product iron-sulfur cluster co-chaperone protein HscB, mitochondrial. Lineage: Eukaryota; Viridiplantae; Streptophyta; Magnoliopsida; Poales; Poaceae. The transcript is spliced from 6 exons. The coding region runs from base 47 to 841 and encodes 264 amino acids. Gene Ontology annotation, molecular function: ATPase activator activity; protein-folding chaperone binding. The record is from RefSeq and is a predicted model, not a curated record. Gene Ontology annotation, biological process: protein complex oligomerization; [2Fe-2S] cluster assembly.